AUGAUGAAUGCAAAUGGGUUCUUUUUCUUCAAGUUUGAAGACAGAAAGGGUAUGGAUGAUGUUCUUGAAGGGGGACCUUGGAUGAUCCGUAACAAACCUAUGUUUCUCAACAUUUGGUCCCCUACAAAUACCCUUAAAAAAGAAGAGCUUAAAAAGGUUGCAGUUUGGGUUAAAUUGCAUGACGUCCCUCUAGUGGCGUAUUCUGCUGAUGGUUUAAGCAUGCUGGCGUCCAAAAUUGGGUCUCCUGUGCGCGUUGAUUCGUAUACAACUGAUAUGUGUAAUGAGGCUUGGGGAAGGAUCAGUUAUGCUAGGGCUCUGAUUGAAAUAUCGGCUGAUCAGGAGUUGAAAGGGACUCUAACCAUGGCUAUUCCUGAAUUGGAUGGAAACAAAUAUGUUACGGAGACUAUUAGGGUGGAGUAUGAAUGGGAAACCCCGAGAUGUGCUCAAUGCUGUGUGUUUGGGCAUGACUCUGAGGGAUGCCCUAAACGUAUUGGCUCAACAUCCAAACCUCCUACUAACAGGCUGAAAGUAGAUGAGGAUGGUUUCACUGAAGUUAAGGCUAAGAAAAGUGCAAAGAAGAAUGGCUUUCAAGUUAAUAACCAAAAGCCCAAAUUUGAGUAUAGACCGGUCGAUAGGAAGAAAAAUGUUGUUGCAAAUCAGCAGGGUACUACUUCUCCUAAAAUUCAAACUCAUAAUCCGUUUUCUGCUCUUGCUUCUGUUGGGGGAAAUGGUGUUUCAAUCCAAGGGAGAAAGAAAGGGGAUAGACAAGUUCAUGAGGGUUCAGAUGAGGAAGAGGGUGAGGUUGUCUAUGAUGAAACCAUUGACUUUAUGACUUCGGGUACAUAUCCUUCGUCUUCAAGAUCAGGGGCAAGCACCUCUUCUACAAAGUUCUCCAAUGGAUAG
Messenger RNA from Helianthus annuus (common sunflower), 903 nucleotides. RefSeq lists its product as uncharacterized. The record is from RefSeq and is a predicted model, not a curated record. The transcript has a single exon. The coding region runs from base 1 to 903 and encodes 300 amino acids. Lineage: Eukaryota; Viridiplantae; Streptophyta; Magnoliopsida; Asterales; Asteraceae.